GACCACACGAGAUAACAGAAGACACAGAAGACAUCAGGCCAGACACACAAACAAAGAAAAUGAAAACAAAUACAGAUGCAGUUACAGUUAGCAAAGAAACAAAUGAUAUAUCACAAAAUGAAGAAAUUGCUAUGGUAGAAUACAAUAAUGAAAAUGUAUAUUUGGGUGUUCUACAAGAUUCCAUGCUAACCUUUACAAAACAACAACUAGGAAAAUUGGGUGCAGACUUUGUCAUAAAGGACUUGAAUUUUUCUUUAAAUAAGAAAGAUCGACAGAAGAUCAAUUCAGCCUACAUUAUAGUGAACAUCAAGUGCAAGAUUGUCAAAAACAAAUUUGCUAUAAAUGACGAGCAGAAGAAAGACUUAGAAAAUGCUGUCAAAAAUUAUUUGGUGGGGAAAAAUGCCGAAAACGUUGCAGAUAAGGACAGUUUGAAAGAUAAUGGAGAAUAAUCAUAAUUUCAAUGGACCAUUUUUUCAUUAUGAUGGGUAUG
Messenger RNA from Mytilus californianus (California mussel), 490 nucleotides. RefSeq lists its product as uncharacterized. The transcript has 3 exons. NCBI's taxonomy places the organism in Eukaryota, Metazoa, Mollusca, Bivalvia, Mytilida, Mytilidae. The record is from RefSeq and is a predicted model, not a curated record. The coding region runs from base 60 to 449 and encodes 129 amino acids.